UUGGCUACUCAGUUUUACAUAGUAGAAUUUUCGUCAGAAGAUGAGAAUUGUAGAGGGCCAUAUCUUGUGCCAGCAAACAAAGUUAAAAAGGAAAACGGAACCACUCAAGUUCUGUGGAGUGUUGUUGAUGAACUUAUGGGUAGCAUUAUGGAGGUAUACUAUGAAGCAACAUGCCUCAAGCAAGGUACGAAGAAGGAAUGUAGUGAUUUCCUUGACCUUCUAAAGAAAAAUAGAUAGUAGGCGGAAAUUAGCAACAAAGGGGGAGUAAGGAGCCGCAAGAAACCAGCAAAAUUAGCAAUUAUGAGUUUGAAGGUCUCGCCGAGUGCUCAACCUCUGGAAAAGCACUGA
Messenger RNA from Porites evermanni, 348 nucleotides. The record is from the annotation of a GenBank genome assembly. Lineage: Eukaryota; Metazoa; Cnidaria; Anthozoa; Scleractinia; Poritidae.